Rhinocladiella mackenziei CBS 650.93 is the source of this 921-nucleotide messenger RNA. RefSeq lists its product as uncharacterized. The coding region runs from base 1 to 921 and encodes 306 amino acids. NCBI's taxonomy places the organism in Eukaryota, Fungi, Ascomycota, Eurotiomycetes, Chaetothyriales, Herpotrichiellaceae. The transcript is spliced from 2 exons. The record is from RefSeq and is a predicted model, not a curated record. Gene Ontology annotation, biological process: mRNA cis splicing, via spliceosome. Gene Ontology annotation, cellular component: cytosol; spliceosomal complex.
AUGGAGGUCCUACGAGAAGCACCAAAAGCUUCGUCUUUCAUUCCCCUCAUCGAGCAUCAGUCUGCGACUCCAGCCUCAUUUUAUUCUGGGCCUCCAGUCCUCCAUUACUACGGUGAUCGCAGCAAAUUGAUCGUCCUCGAGCAUGAAAUCCAACCUGUCGCUGCAUUCGCUCCUCUGCUCGAGACAGCAACCUCCCAAUCUCAUGCUAAUGGCACGGAAUCGAAUGGAGACACGAGCGCAACAGGGACAGCAAGGGUAGUGGAGGAUGUUGAUGUCUGGGUCACGUCGGACAAACUCUUCCUAUUCUCCAAUUCCGCGUCGGCCGGUGUCUCCAUACCAUACCCUUCCAUAUCCCUGCACGCCAUCCAAUCCCUCCCCCAACCCUCCGCGGGCGAGCAACAAGGUCUUUACCUGCAGUUAGCAUCCUCGAUUGAAGUUGCCGGCAGCGACGAUACAGAACCCGAGUCCAUAUCAGUCACAAUCAUUCCGACCGCUUCACCGCCUCCCGCGACAGCUACCGAGGAAGAUCCGGCGGAAGACAAGCCGGAGCAAACACCUGUGAUGGCCAUGUUCACAGCAUUGUCCAACUGUUCAAAUCUGCACCCUGAUCCGGUAGACCCCGGAGAUGGGGACGACGGAGGGAGCCACCUAUUCCAAGCGGGGCUGGCCUUUCCGGGCACGACAGACGGAGGAUUACCGCCGGCCAUUCCUGGGAGUGGUGGCUGGAUCACAGCUGAAAAUAUGCAUGAGUUUGUCGAUGAAGACGGCAAUUGGAUUGAGAAUAGAGACGAAGAAGAUGACGUGGAGGAAGAAGGUUUGGGUCCUGGUGCCGGUACCGUGCGAGCUCGACAAGAAGAUAAUCAAGGUAAUGGCGACGCAGGCGACGAGGCGGAUGAAACAAAAUGGAGGAGGACUUCCUGA